This is a messenger RNA of Chinchilla lanigera (long-tailed chinchilla), 1579 nucleotides long. It is a transcript of the gene Cdo1, whose product is annotated as cysteine dioxygenase type 1. Bases 261 to 863 code for a protein of 200 amino acids. Gene Ontology annotation, biological process: L-cysteine catabolic process. NCBI's taxonomy places the organism in Eukaryota, Metazoa, Chordata, Mammalia, Rodentia, Chinchillidae. The transcript has 5 exons. Gene Ontology annotation, molecular function: ferrous iron binding; cysteine dioxygenase activity. The record is from RefSeq and is a predicted model, not a curated record.
CAGCUGCGGCCGAGAGCUUAAAAGGGGCCGGGAGGGCGCAUUCCCAGGUUUGGUGCCGCCCGGGCGCACGGCCGCUCUUCUGCUCUCAGAAGCGCUCCCGAGGGCGGGCGUCGGGGCUGCCCUGCGCGGGCUUCUUCAGCUUCUGGCGGCGAGUCUUUGCGAGGUCCGCGGGCAUCGCAGCAGGGGUCCCCCGCCCCGCCUCCGCUCCCCCGGAUCCUCGUCUGGGCCGCCAGCGAGACCCGCGCGCAGCCCCGCGCAGGAUGGAGCAGACCGAGGUACUGAAGCCGCGGACGCUGGCCGAGCUCAUCCGCGUGCUGCACCAGCUCUUCGCCGGCGACGAAGUCAACGUGGAGGAGGUGCAGGCCGUGCUGGAAGCCUACGACAGCGACCCCGCCGAGUGGGCGAAGUACGCCAAGUUCGAUCAGUACAGGUAUACCCGAAAUCUUGUGGAUCAAGGAAAUGGGAAAUUUAACCUGAUGAUUCUGUGCUGGGGGGAAGGACAUGGCAGUAGUAUUCAUGAUCACACGGAUUCCCACUGCUUUCUGAAAAUGCUGCAAGGAAAUCUAAAGGAGACAUUAUUUGCCUGGCCUGAUAAAAAAUCCAAUGAGAUGACCAAGAAGUCUGAAAGAACCUUGAGAGAAAACCAGUGUGCCUACAUCAAUGAUUCCAUUGGCUUGCAUCGCGUAGAGAAUGUCAGCCACACAGAACCUGCUGUGAGCCUUCACUUAUACAGCCCACCUUUUGACACUUGCCAUGCUUUUGAUCAAAGAACAGGACACAAAAACAAAGUCAUCAUGACAUUCCACAGCAGAUUUGGAAUCAGGACUCCAUUUCCAACUUCAGGUUCACUGGAGAACAACUAAGGAGCACCAAACCUACAGAGUUUUGCUUUAAGGUCUGCUGAAUGUUUUUGCCUUGGACCAGAAGGCCUUCCGCUAUUUGAUGUCCAGUAAUACACUUAAUUAAGCCAAUACUUAGAUCUGCUGUAAGGCAAAUGCUAAUGAAUGAUAAGGCAUUAAUGAGGAAAUAGUACCCCAAAGUACUGUAGAAGAAAAAUUCCAUUUAAAAAGUCUUGAAAUUUUAAAGACCAAAUCAAAUGCUUUCCUGGUUCUAUCCUUUAAUUCUACUGCAGCAUAGUAGGAGUUUGGAAGUUGUUUUUUUUUUUUGUUUUGUUUUGUUUUUUGGUUUUUUUUUGAGCUUUGGAAAUACUUUGGUCUUUGAACUGUCAUUUACAAUGAAUAUAAACAAGAGUACAGAUAUGAACUGUCUGCUUUGUUAUCUGGUGGACUAGAUGUAGGUGUUUUUAAUAUACUUUGUAUACUCUUUUAAUAUUUUAAGAGAAUUUUUGACCUCUGGAUUUUAUUUUUUCAGUAUUUUACAGCUUCCUUUUCUAUAGGUAAUAGAAAAACCUAAGGCCAUUUUACUCUGAAGGGCAGAGAACUGACUUUAAAAUAUAGUGUACCCAAACCUACAACAAACCAAAACCUGUAUGUAAUGUGUCCCAUGGUCACAGACAAACAUUUUAUACUGCUUCCCAGUUUGCCAAAUAAUUUUAAUAAAAUUUGAUUUGAACACCGUU